CCAGGGGAUCGCACAGGACGUAUGAGCACGCAGACACACCCGAGACUACAAACAGCAAGCCCAGUGCGAUACCUCGCCAGCAGUAAGUGUCAGAACAAGGGGAAGACAGAACGGGGUUUCGGACGUCAAGAGACCAUCGUCGUGGUCGCGUUAGGCUAUUGGACAGGCCUGACACUUUGCUCAUACAUGCAGCGGACACGGUAAAGAUGUUGGAGAUGGAGCCGGACAUUGACGCUGUGGCGGUCGAAUAUUCUAGAAUGUUCGACCGCCGCCGCCUCUAGAAGAUUCGUCGCUCUACAUAAGCGUGUGGCGGUCGAAUGUUCUAUAGAGUUCCGCCGCCGCCUCUAGAAGAUUCCUCUGACUAUUUAAGGGCAAGAUCGUCGCUCCAGUCAGUCAGUCGAUCAGUCAAUCACUUACGCAUUCUGUCUUAAACGCGCUUCGUCUCUCGCUGUUAUUUGUUAGUUCGUUGUAAUAUAGUAUAGUUGUUAUUAAAUCUUAAAAGUGUUUAUUACUUCUAUAUAUUACACCUCGCUACAACGCCAUCCCAAACGCACGUCAAAUAAUUAUGCCGGAUUUCACCGAACUGAAGAACCUACAAAUAGUUCAGCUACCACUGUGGAUCGGACUGAGAGGGAGAUCGUGUCACGGUCGCAUUGCACUCUCGUUUUACCACUGGAUAGUUAUUGCGGUGCUUCCCCUUCACGUCCGACCGGUUGUUUUAAUACUAGUUAAAACGCGUGUUUUACUAGUUGUCUAAAUAAUUAAUUGAUUAAUCAAUACCCUAACAACAACAAUAUUCUUUUUUUAACUUGCACUAAAUUAUAUUAAUUUACAUUAAAUAUAUAUUUAAGAUUGAAAUAUUUUUGACACAUUUUCAAAAGUUUAAAAAGUUUAAUACAUAUAUAUUGUGAGUUUAAACACAUUCUAUAUAAUGGAAAAUAAUCCGAUUCAAUACUAUGUUAAAUGAAAAGAACAUAUGUAAACUUUAAUUAUGAGUUACGGAAGUAAAAGUUCUAAGAGGAGACGUAUUCUUGAAGAAUUGGAAAUUUUCUCGUCGGCCGCAGAUAGUGAAGUUUCUAUUAAUGAAAUAAGUAAUGAAAUACAAGAGACACUGGAUUUUCCCAACACUGAAGAUGAAACACAAAAUAUAUCUGGAACGUUGUCACACCAAUAUUUCUUCUCUGCACUUGAAUCAGACUCGAAUAUUAAUGAUGCUUAUUCAAGCUUCGAUAAAAAUGAAAAUACUUUUUCAUUUAACUUUAAUGAUAUUACAACUCCUGCAAAUAUUCAACUUGUUAAUUGGGUUGUAAAACAUGGUAUUUCAAACACAGCUACAUCCGAUCUAUUAAAAAUAUUGAAGUCUGUAGAAAACAGAGGUGUCAAAUACAAUAAUAAAAUUAAAAGAGGUUACUCCUGGAAAGUAUUUUCACUUAGGUGUUUCUAACGGUAUAAAAAAGAACUAUGUUAUAACAAAUGAACAUGAAAUUUUAAAAUUAGUUAUUGGAAUAGACGGCCUACCGUUAGCUAAAAGUUCCAAAAGUACAUUUUGGCCGAUAUUAUGUUAUAUUAGACCAAAUUCAAAAGUUGUUUUUCCUAUUGGUAUUUAUUGGGGUAAUGAUAAACCCGCAGAUAGUAAUGAAUUCCUUCUUGAUUUUUUUAUUGAAAUUCAAGAAUUGAUAUUAAAUUGACUUGAAAUCAAAAAUGAAAGAGAUAUAAUUUGUAAAGCUCAAAUUGUAUUGGACGUAUUCUGCUGUGAUGUUCUGGCAAAGUCGUUUAUACUGAAAACUAAAGGUCAUACUGGUUUUUUUUCUUGU
Daktulosphaira vitifoliae (grape phylloxera) is the source of this 1814-nucleotide messenger RNA. RefSeq lists its product as uncharacterized. NCBI's taxonomy places the organism in Eukaryota, Metazoa, Arthropoda, Insecta, Hemiptera, Phylloxeridae. The transcript is spliced from 3 exons. The record is from RefSeq and is a predicted model, not a curated record. The coding region runs from base 992 to 1444 and encodes 150 amino acids.